UAUUGAUUGGAUUAAUGUGGUUGAUGUGCGCAUUAUAAAAAUCCUUUAAAAAUGUUUUCACUGAAUGUGCUUUCAAAUAACAUAAAUUAAUAAUGUAAAUAAUGACAACGUCAGUUAAGACCGACUCCUGCAGCGAACGCGUCGUUAACAAAACGACAAAGUGCCCCAUUUACGUCAAACCCUAACUGUCAAUUGUAUAUAACCUAAAAUGACUCCAAAUUGACAGAUUUUAUCCAAAUCGCGUCGAAAAUGGAUCAACCCCAGUAUUUCCUUUAACCAGUUUUCACCGUAAGUACCCCUUCGACAUCCACUUCGCGCGUACCUAGCCCUCUGUAGGUACAAAUCAGUCAUGUCGAAGACUUGUCAGUAGACAAGAAUGGGGGGCUCAGUGAGUCAAGUGUUCCAGUCAGGAAGUGCACUGCUGUCGAACGGUCACGGCCACAAAGUUUCCGAUUCGACGAGACAAAAGGUACAAACUAUAUUCGAUGCUUUUAGAGCAAACCCAAAGAUUGGAGUACAAAGAUUAGAGGGACUUUUACAACAAAUACCAAAAAAUGAGAAUAUUUUGGCGAUACAUGACGAAGCGGGCUACAACCUGCUUCAGAAGUGUGUAGGUGCAAACAAUGUGGAGCUAGUGCGGUGGCUGUUGGCUCGACACACCGCUGCUGAUGUCAAUAGAUUUCCUUGUAGUCUUCCGCUUCAUAUAGCUUGCUUGAAAGGACAUGAUGAAUGUGUGGAUUUAUUGCUGAAACAUGGAGCUAAGGUGGAUGUGGAGGCGCGGAUGUGCUGGCCGGGGGCUCAUAGCAGCAACUGUGAGGAGAGGGGAAAGUACUCGUCAGCCAUUCAGCAAGAAGAAGCCUGCAUAGAACGCGACAGUCGCGACCGUCCUUCCAGCAAACUUCAAUCGGCAAUCUAUUACGCUUUAGACGGCGACCAAGUCACCAUUCUCACCACGCUGGCGCAACGAAGCGAGGAUCCAUGGAACGGCAUUUUCCGGGCUCGGAAGCCUCUGCUCCACGCGGCAUGCGAACGUGGUGCUUGGCGCUGCACUCAAUUCUUAGUUACCGAAAGGACUGACGAAAUCCAUAUUCUAAAGGAUGAAUACUAUCCAAUACACUACGCUGUACUUCAUGAUAGCAAGUUUCUAGAACUUUUAAUAAGUGCCGGUGCGGACACGACGGUUCGGACGUGCACCCAGCAGAUGACGCUGCUGCAUGUCGUUCUUCUUGUUGCCCACAAGUCGGCGGAAGACACGGUUUCUACGAUUCGGCUGCUCCUGGAUCACGGGUGUAAGGAGCUGAUAAACACACCUGAUAGUUUAGGAAAUACACCUUUACAUGCGCUUAUAGUCAGAUACGCUUUAGAGGAGGCCCAGUACGGGUACGACAAGUGGAAUAAAUGGGACGUGCUGCAUUUGGUUAGGUAUUUGAUACAGAGUGGAGCUCGACAGAGUAUUAAUCAUGCAGGGAAUUCGGCCGUCGCGUGCGUUUUGAGGCAUGUGAGGGACUGGGAUGUUUGCUACGAGUUACUCAAUAUGUUGCUGCACGAGGGGGGCGACCCAAACAUGGUGGGCAGGGACGGUUCAGUGCCUUUAAUGGUCUGCUUAGUUCCCCUAAUAAACAAAGACCCGCUCCACCACUUCACCCACAGCAUGAAGGUUUGUUACUUAAACUGCAUCCGAAUUUUGCUGAAAGAGGGCGCUAAUCCGAACUGCAGCUACCGAGCGAACUUAACUCCCCUCCACGUGUUGGUCUUCACCGUUUCGGAAAACAUAACUCUGAACUGCGACGUUCAGAAGGAGCUCAACUUCGAGUUUAUAAAAAAUUUGCUAGUCCUGCUGCUGACACACGGGCUGGAUCCGAACGUCAGAGUGAGCAAUAGGACCCAGCAUAUCCUGCAGUCGUGUAUGGACAUGAUCCAGAAUGUUCGUGAUUGCAAGGACAUCCACUACGUUUAUGAUCUUACGCUUACUUUGGUACAAUACGGGGCGAAUCCCGACCUGAGCUUGAACAUGUCUGAAGCAAUAAAGAACCAUCCGUUGCACCUCCAGUCCAUUUGGAAAACCAAGAACUACAUCCUCUACUACUAUAUAAUGCUGAUAUCGAGGAAAGAGAAUCUCAUAAUGGACCCCAACAUGAGUUUUUCUAAGAUCAUCAUGUUGUUCUACUUGAUAAUGCAGCACAAGCCGCUAUUCGAGUGCUUGAAGAUCCUGCACACCCAGCAGUUGAGUUUGGUGCCCGGAAAAAUGACUGAACCGUUAACUUGUAUCAUUAGAGAUUUAUAUAAAAGACCCAGAAGUCUGAAACAGAUCUGCCGCGUUAAAAUACACAACUGUCUCGGCCGAAGGCCGGGACUAUACAUUAACAAACUGAAUCUGCCCAAUCAGCUUAAAGAUUAUUUGUUGAAUUUUGAACCGUAGAUCGAGGUACGUUGAAGACGUUCAGGAUUUCUUCUAAUAUCUGUAAGUGAAAAAUACGAUUCGCCGGCCAUUUGCGCGUUUUUAUUCGUUUAUUCAAACUGAUGAGUUGAGCGUGGGAAAUCCGCAGCAUCUACACGGUUAUGUCGGUGACGAUGAUAGGUGCUGAUGGAUUUUUUUCAUGUGCGGUUGCGGUCUAUUUUGAUGGAGUUAUUGUCAAACAAUCCUCUAUAGAAGUUUUAUUUUAAUUUUUGACACCAGUGUUGGAAUUUAUAGCCCGUUUCUAGUCCGUUUUUAAAGCUUUACGAUUUCGAAAAUAUACAAAAAUGUAUAUAAAAAAAAUUUAAGUUGUGUUUACCAAAAAAAAUGGUAAAAUUUUAUUUAAUAUUUAAAUGACGCUUGAAGCGUUUUUUGUUGAUGAUUUUAAAGAAAGUCUGUUUUACUAAAAGUAGUUUGAAAAAGAAGUCUAGACGAAUUCAGUCCAUGACAACCACUUCUCUUUUGUUUUUUGAAGAAGGUGCCGAUUUGCCCUACGUAUUGUCCAAUACUCAAGUUUAAGUCAAUUAACCGACGCCCCACCGUUUCUUUGAGAGUGCAGUUCCGUUCACAAUCCUUGUCGCUCAAAUUACGCUUCGUCGUGACCCGAACUGUACCGCCCGUCUGUGAUAUCGAAAAAAAUCUUGAACGUUCUUCAAUUGUUGCUAGUUUUUAAGGGAGAUAAUAUACUUGUGAUUUCUUGUUAAAAUUUCUAAAUUUUAGUAAUUAUAAGUGUCGGAAUUCAGUUGAACGGUACAUUUGGAGCGACUAAAGCAAGGAUGUUGUAGAACUACGACUUAUGAUAUCUUAAUACGCUUUUGAGCUGUGUUCGUGUCGAACAGGGUUUUGUGCAGAUUAGACAGGUUUCCGAAUUUUUACCUUUGAUCAUCACUCGUUGCCUCCUGAGUUUAACACACAGUUUACCAGAAGCACGGAUAAAUGUGUUCUUGCAGCGCGUGUCCAAAACGGAUUUCUGUUACUACUCGUUUUUCUUUGACAAUAAGUAAAGUAAGCUUGGUUUGUCUUAGAAAUCUGGCAAAGUCCUAUGCUAUACAAAAUAUCAGCUCUGUAAAUUUUAAUAUAUAUGCCAAAUAUUAUUAAGUAAGAGCUAAGUAUAAUAUAUGAAUUGUAUAGUAUAUUUUAUGUUAAGAUUUAAGAUUAUGUGAUUUUAUUGUUGGCAUAUUGGUAUCAUAUUUGGAUAAAAAGUAUUUAAUAAAAAAAUGUCUAUAUUGA
Molecule: messenger RNA, 3685 nt
Organism: Zophobas morio
Lineage: Eukaryota; Metazoa; Arthropoda; Insecta; Coleoptera; Tenebrionidae
Product: ankyrin-3
Exons: 9
Coding region: 377-2419 (680 amino acids)
Biological process (GO): intracellular signal transduction; protein localization to ciliary inversin compartment
Cellular component (GO): ciliary inversin compartment
Molecular function (GO): protein binding
Source: RefSeq, a predicted model, not a curated record